This is a messenger RNA of Loxodonta africana (African savanna elephant), 4947 nucleotides long. It is a transcript of the gene MATN2, whose product is annotated as matrilin 2. The record is from RefSeq and is a predicted model, not a curated record. NCBI's taxonomy places the organism in Eukaryota, Metazoa, Chordata, Mammalia, Proboscidea, Elephantidae. Bases 92 to 2962 code for a protein of 956 amino acids. The transcript is spliced from 18 exons. Gene Ontology annotation, molecular function: calcium ion binding.
GCACCUGGAGUUCAGGGAGACCCGGAGAGCUCACCCUGCCCCCUCUUGUCUUGUGUUUGUCACAGGCUUGCUCCUCAACCUCUUCUCGAAAAUGGAAAAGAUGCUGUUGGGCUGCCUUCUGCUGAUCUUCGGACAGGUCCUCCUCCUCCCCGCUGAGGCCAGGGAGCGGCCGCGCUCGAGGUCCAUCUCCAGAGGGAGACACACUCGGACCCACCCCCAGACGGCCCUCCUGGAGAGCUCCUGUGAGAACAAGCGAGCAGACCUGGUCUUCAUCAUUGACAGCUCCCGCAGUGUCAACACCUACGACUAUGCAAAAGUCAAGGAGUUUAUCGUGGAUAUUUUGCAAUUCUUGGACAUUGGGCCUGACCUCACCCGAGUGGGCCUGCUCCAAUAUGGCAGCACGGUCAAGAAUGAGUUCUCCCUCAAGACUUUCAAGAGGAAGUCUGAGGUGGAACGCGCUGUCAAAAGAAUGAGACAUCUGUCCACGGGCACCAUGACAGGGCUGGCCAUCCAGUAUGCCCUGAAUAUUGCAUUCUCAGAGGCAGAGGGGGCCCGGCCCCUGAGGGAGAAUGUACCUCGGGUCAUAAUGAUUGUGACAGAUGGGAGGCCACAGGACUCAGUGGCUGAGGUGGCUGCGAAAGCACGGGACACGGGCAUCUUGAUCUUUGCCAUUGGCGUGGGCCAGGUGGACUUCAACACUCUGAAGGCCAUCGGGAGCGAGCCCCACAAAGACCAUGUCUUCCUGGUGGCCAACUUUAGCCAGAUUGAGUCCCUGACCUCAGUGUUCCAGACCAAGUUGUGCACGGUCCACAUGUGCAGCGUCUUGGAGCAUAAUUGUGCCCACUUCUGCGUCAACACCCCUGGCUCAUACGUCUGCAGGUGUAAAGAAGGAUACAUUCUCAACUCGGAUCAGACGACUUGCAGAAUCCAGGAUUUGUGUGCGGUGGAGGACCAUGCCUGUGAGCAGCUCUGUGUGAAUGUGCCAGGCUCCUUUGUCUGCCAGUGCUAUAGUGGCUACACCCUGGCUGAGGACGGGAAGAGGUGUGUGGCUGUGGACUAUUGUGCCUCGGAAAACCACGGAUGCGAACACGAGUGUGUAAAUGCUGAUAACUCCUACAUUUGCCGGUGCCGUGAAGGAUUUGCUCUUAACUCAGAUGAAAAAACAUGCACGAAGAUAGACUACUGUGCUUCAUCCAAUCAUGGAUGUCAGCAUGAGUGUGUCAACACAGAUGAUUCGUAUUCCUGCCGUUGCCUGAAAGGGUUUACCCUGAAUCCAGAUAAGAAAACCUGCAGACGGAUCAACUACUGUGCACUGAACAAACCAGGCUGUGAGCAUGAAUGCGUCAACACAGAGGAGAGCUACUAUUGCCGGUGCCGCCGGGGCUAUACCCUAGACCCCAAUGGCAAGACCUGCAGCCGGGUGGAUCACUGCGCGCAGAACGACCAUGGCUGUGAGCAGCUGUGCGUGAACACCGAGGAGUCAUUCAUCUGCCAGUGCUCGGAAGGUUUCCUCAUCAAUGAGGACCUCAAGACCUGUUCCAGGGUGGAUUACUGCUUGCUGAGCGACCACGGUUGUGAGUAUUCGUGCAUCAACAUGGACACAUCCUUUGCCUGUCAGUGUCCCGAGGGAUACGUGCUCCGCAGUGAUGGGAAAACCUGUGCAAAAUUAGACUCUUGUGCUUUGGGGGACCAUGGUUGCGAACACUUAUGUGUAAGCCGUGGAAACUCUUUUGUGUGCCAGUGCUUUGAAGGGUACACCCUUCAUGAAGAUGGGAAAACCUGCAGAAGGAAAGAUGUCUGCCAAGCCGUAGACCAUGGUUGUGAACACAUUUGUGUGAACAAUGACGACUCCUACAUCUGCAAGUGCUUGGAGGGAUUCCUGCUCACUGAUGAUGGGAAACACUGCAGAAGGAAGGAUAUCUGCAAAUCGACCUACCACGGCUGCGAACACAUUUGUGUUAAUAAUGGCAACUCAUACACCUGCAAAUGCUCGCAGGGAUUUGUUCUAGCUGAGGAUGGAAGACGGUGCAAGAGAUGUACUGAAGGCCCAGUUGACCUGGUCUUUGUGAUUGAUGGAUCCAAGAGCCUUGGAGAAGAGAAUUUUGAGAUUGUGAAGCAGUUUGUCACUGGAAUUAUAGAUUCCUUGGCAAUUUCCCCCAAAGCUGCUCGAGUGGGGCUGCUCCAGUAUUCAACGCAAGUUCGCACAGAGUUCACCCUGAAAAGCUUCAGCUCAGCCAGAGACAUGAAAAAAGCCGUGGCCCACAUGAAAUACAUGGGCAAGGGCUCUAUGACGGGGCUGGCCCUGAAACACAUGUUUGAGAGAAGUUUUACCCAAGUAGAAGGGGCCAGGCCUCUCUCCUUACGGGUGCCCAGAGUGGUCAUCGUGUUCACUGAUGGACGGGCUCAAGACGACGUCUCUGAGUGGGCCAGUAAAGCCAAAGCCAAUGGUAUAACUCUGUAUGCUGUUGGGGUAGGAAAAGCCAUUGAGGAAGAACUACAGGAGAUUGCCUCUGAGCCCACAGACAAGCAUCUCUUCUAUGCUGAAGACUUCAGCACAAUGGGCGAGAUAAGUGAAAAACUAAAGAAAGGCAUAUGUGAAGCUCUGGAAGACUCUGAUGGAAGUCAGGACUCCCCAGCAGGGGAAAUGCCAAAGAGGGUCCACCAGCCAACAGAAUCUGAGCCAGUCACCAUAAAUAUCCGAGACCUACUUUCCUGUUCUAAUUUUGCAGUGCAACACAGAUAUCUGUUUGAAGGAGACAGUCUUUCACGGUCUACACAAAAACUUUCCCAGUCUACCAAAGCUUCAGGAAGCCCUCUGGAAGAAAAACAUGAUCAAUGCAAAUGUGAAAACCUUAUAAUGUUCCAGAACCUUGCAAAUGAAGAAGUAAGAAAAUUAACCCAGCGCUUAGAAGAAAUGACACAGAGAAUGGAAGUCCUGGAAAAUCGCCUGAGAUACAGAUGAAGACUGGAAAUGCGCUCACGUUUAUAUUUGUCAUUGUUUCAAGGAUCACAACAAAAGCAGCUCAGAGCCCCAAAACUCAGGCUAUCAUGUCAGUAAACAUUGUCAAGUAAGGCAUAACUAGUACUGAAAAAGCUGGUUUGGCACAGAACAAAAAGUAGACACAAAUUUGUAUAAUUUAGAAAAAAAAUCUUCCAGAUUUCUAAGAUGAGUGCACCAAGUGAGAAUAAAUAAGCUAUGCAAGGUAUUUUGUAAUAUACUGUGGACCUGAUUGCUUCUGCCCCUCCUGCAUUAGAGUGUUAUGAUCUCAACUGACUACAAAGUAAAGUUUGCACAGUCUUACUUCUGUAGAACACUGGCCAUAGGAAAAGCUAUUUUUUGUAUUGGAUUUUACCUUGAUGUAUGUAUAUGGAUGUAUGCAUAAAACUGUAAGACAUAAGUACUUGUAUAACAAGUUGGAUUUUUUAAUACAAUAUUAAAAUUCACACUUCAGAGAAUGCUAUUUUGUGUAAAAUGCUUAGCAAAAUAUGUAUACAUGAGAAAUGGCUUAUACAUGUAUGAAAAGAUGCUCUCACUGGUCUUCAGGAAAAUACAAGUUAAUGCAAUACCAUUUAUCACCCAUCAGGAGGCCUGGUGACAGCGGUUAAGCACUCACCUGCUAACCAAAAGGUUGGGAUUUGAACCCACCAGCUGCUUCGAGAAAGAAAGAUGCGGUAGCCUGUUUCCAUAAAGAUUACAGCCUUAGAAGCCCUAUAGGACAGUUCUACUCUGUCCUAUAGGGUCACUGAGUUGGAAUCAACUGGAUACCAGUAGGUUUUUUUGGGUAUCACCCAUCAGCUUAGCAAAAAUUAGUUUGUUUGACCAGUAUUGGUAAAAAUGUUACUACAGUGUGUAAAAGUAACAAACUAGAUACAACCUAAUCAUCAGAACUGAUAAAACUGAGGUGCACCCCAUACCAUAAAAGUACUCUACAUUUAAAGGAAUGCAUUAAAUCUACAUGUAUACAUGGUAGAACUCAUAAAGAUGAAUUUAAAAAACUAAUGACAGAAUAUGUUCAGCAUUAUCAUUUCUGUAAAAUUAAAAAAAAAAAACAAAACACAUAGCUAGAAAUCGCUCGGAUACAUAAAAUAUGUACAUUUAAGAACAGGAAAUGUCCUCUAAGGAUAUACACCCAAAUAGUGGCCGUCCCUGGGAAAGGAAGUGGAAAUACAGGGUCAAAGGAAAUUCAACUAUAUCAUUAAAGGUGUUUCUCUAAAACAAGUAAACUGGAAAAAUAUUAAUAAACUAAUGGCACAGUGAGCUCAGGGAAACACUUUAAGCAGCAAGACACACUACGGUAAGACAUGGAGAUACUAAAAGGACAUCCUUCCCGUGGAAGCCACUGUAUUUUGGGGUCCAAAUAAUGCUUUACAACAAACACCCUGUAUAAGCUUCCAGCUCCAUUUAAAUAUUUCAAGACAUGUUUCCAUCUGAAUGUCUUUCUAAAAGGCAAUGUGAACACUCUUAGGCCUCAUCUCAUCUGAAAAUCAUCUGAUCCUUUGUCCAGUUAUAAAAGUUGUGAUUUAAAAAAUUUAAUUGAGUUUACGUUUUUCAGUCAUCCAUUCAACCUAGUUGUCUACAUGUUUCCAUUUAAAAAAAAGUGUUUAAAGCCAUGAUUUAGGCUGCCAUUACUUGUGUUUGUGUACUUUCAGUGGCAGCAAAUGCUACUUCAGAUUCUGUUAUGUCCAGGCUCCCUCUAGUGGCUCAAAAAAAGGCCUACAUUCAUUGUAACUGAGCUUUCUCCUCGGGAAAAGCAUUUCUCCUGAAAACAAAGUGUCUCUAAACAUAAUCCAUCAAAAUUUACAAAUUAAUCCAAGAUUUCAUUUGAGGGUUGUCUUAAAAUUGGAAGUAGUUCAUUUUUCCUUAUUUCUGCCACAUAUACAUCUCUGACAUAAAGGCUUUACAUUCCAGUUUCACCAUUUAUGUGACUUUUCCAUGCCUUGAUUUCC